AAAAUCUCCCAUUACAUCAUCUUCCUUUUCAUCAAUUUUUUUUUUCUAUUUUCCAAACACUUCGCAAAAUCAUGGGUGUUUUCACAUACGAAUCCGAGACCACCUCCGUCAUCCCCCCUGCUAGGUUGUUCAAUGCGACUGCUCUUGAUGGUGAUGAACUCAUCGCCAAGCUUGCACCACAGGCAGUGAAGAGCAUUGAGAUCCUUGAAGGAGAUGGUGGAGUUGGAACUGUUCAGAAGAUCAUCUUCGGUGAAGGUAGCACAAAUGGCUACGUGAAAAAAAGAAUUGAUGUGAUUGACAAGGACAACUUUGUGUACAAGUACAGUAUGAUUGAGGGAGAUGCUAUCUCAGAGACAAUUGAGAAGAUCUCUUAUGAGACUACGUUGGUGGCUUCUGGCAGCGGUUCCAUCAUCAAGCGCACAUGCCACUACCACACUAAGGGUGAUGUUGAAAUUAAUGAAGAGCAUCUCAAGGCUAGCAAAGAGAAGUCUUCCCACCUCUUGAAGUUGGUUGAGAACUACCUCUUGGAGCACCAGGAUGCCUACAACUAAAUUCUCUUAUGCCUCUUCAAUGAUUUUCUGAAGUGUUGAUCAUAACUUUGUGUCCUCUUGGGCAUCAGUGAAUUGUGUGGUUUUCGUUCCCUUGUAUUUCCUUACAUUUACAAAUGAAUAAAAAGAAAAUCAUGGGGGUUUGAUGAUAUAUUUGCAUGUUCCUUUUUAGGGGAAACUUGAUAUAAGACAAUUUUUUUAGUCAA
Malus domestica (apple) is the source of this 754-nucleotide messenger RNA. RefSeq names its product major strawberry allergen Fra a 1-3. Gene Ontology annotation, cellular component: nucleus; cytoplasm. Gene Ontology annotation, molecular function: abscisic acid binding; protein phosphatase inhibitor activity; signaling receptor activity. The record is from RefSeq and is a predicted model, not a curated record. Lineage: Eukaryota; Viridiplantae; Streptophyta; Magnoliopsida; Rosales; Rosaceae. Gene Ontology annotation, biological process: defense response; abscisic acid-activated signaling pathway.